Molecule: messenger RNA, 4226 nt
Organism: Nothobranchius furzeri (turquoise killifish)
Lineage: Eukaryota; Metazoa; Chordata; Actinopteri; Cyprinodontiformes; Nothobranchiidae
Source: RefSeq, a predicted model, not a curated record
AGUCGUAGUCUUAGUAGUAGUCGUAGUAGUAGUCGUAUUAGUAUUAUUAGGAAUAUUAAUAUUAUUUAAAAGCAACCUAAUCCAUCUGCAUUGUUCCUUUGGGGUCAUCUACACUUUUCGUUUUGUAUUUCUGUCUUUAGUGCUGAAUGUUCUAGUAGCUGCUGCCAUUCACUAUCUAGUUUUAUGUUUGUUUAUUUCCCUUUGUUUAUUUCUUUAUUUUUUGUUACAUAUUUAUGAGAAAUCUUUAUCACUGUGAGGAACAGCAAAUGUUAAAGUAUUUAAGACAAUAAAAUAAGGUUUUAAUUUGUUUUGACGUCCUCUAUAAUAACUGCUUCAUAUAAAAAGAAUUUUGUGUUGGAUUUUGCUUGAUUUGUUUCAUCUUUACCCACCAAGAUAUUGAAAAUAGGCUGGAGUUGUAAUAACUUUUUAUUUUAUUUUGGUAUCGUCAUUUGUCCAACCUCUUUAAAAUCAAAUACAACUUAUUUGUCUAACUCACCUCGUUUGGUCACCUGCAUCAUUGAGUGAUGUUACAGUCAGUCUAGCCCCUCUUAGCACUCCUCUCUGACAACAUGAACCAGUGACUUUAGGUUUGUUUCAUCUUGCACGCUACCUGCUGAUUACACUGAAGAAAAUUCCCUCUAAGUUUGCUGAUGUGUUUGUGAUUAUUCUGCUGAUGUUUUAAUUUCUUAGUGAUUGGCAGCUAAUCUAGGAUGCAUUUUGUAUCUGCUUUAUAUGAAGGUGGAGAUGGGGUAAGGGAACUUUUACCCCCUGGUUUGUGGUUUCAUCUUAGCAUUCCUGAACAAUCUGGACAAAUGGAUUUGUCUAACAACGUUUAAGAGUGGACCUGCUGCAUUACUUUAGAUUAGCCAUUUGAUCACAUAAAAUUUCACUUGUUUUAAAGCUAUUGAAUUUGUCAUAGAACAGCUCACGUCUGGUUUAAGUUUUACUUUAGUUUAUCAGCAUUUUGCACGUUUAAUCCUGUAAGAGGUUUGUGUUUAUUUGUAUUGUUUUCAUUUGAAACAGCUGUCAAUUAAGCACAAACGUGAUUACUAAAACUUAACUGAAAACGUGACUGCACUAGAUAAUCACCUGUGUGAUGGUGAAUUGUCUGGGUUCUGUUUUAAGAAUCAAGUUCACUUGAUCUUUAAUUUAUCAUGAUUUUCGUUUGUUUGUUUUGUAUUUGUUUUUUAAAACGCGAGUGAGAGAAACCUAUCAUCCGCAACAAAAGGGAAAAUCAACAAAAAUGGAACAAUAAUAUUUUAAGACAACCAGAGAGUGUGGGAACAUUUGAUCACGCGAUUGCGAUGAUGCUGGAGAUUCGGUUGUGAAGUGAAUAGAAUGUCGAGGCAAUUUUGAUAGUUUUCCGAUCAUUGUGUAGAGAAAAUACAGUGAAAACUGGUGUUUGCUUUGCGUUUUGAUGCAGUUAAACUGAAGCGAGGAGUGAUUAACAUUUUUUUAAGUUCGCUUUCCGUUUUGACAAAACAUCCAUGAAAGGAAACGCUGAUGCAUUAUUCUAGUAACAGUUUUUUUCAGUAUUUGUGAACAAGCUGUCAUGCACUAACAAAAACUCAUGGUGUCAGUAUGUACUUAUGAACGGGAGGGCGAUAGAUCUCUCCACCCUUUAGAAACAGCACAUCCACCUUCACUCAGAGGCGGAACAGCCUUAGAUGAAAAUAGCUUGGUAUAACUUGCGCUAUUUAUUUUAUUUUGUAUUUAUUUUAAUCUAAUAUACCUUCACACUUGCAUUAUUACACAUCGAGGGCCUUUCUACUCGGAAUAAUGGCGCGUAUUGCGUUUGCGCUGCACUGCGGCCUUUCUUUUGUUGUUCUGUUCCUUCACCCCGUCAUCGGAGACGUGAGCUACUCUAUUCCGGAGGAGAUGAAACGCGGUUCCGUGAUUGGAAACGUUGCUAAGGAUCUGGGACUCGACCUGGGCACACUGUCGGCUCGGAAGGCGCGUAUUGAUACCGAGGAUAACAGCGGCAAAUACUGCAUGAUCAAUUUUAACACGGGAGAGCUGAUUGUGCAGGAGAGGAUCGACAGAGAAGGUCUUUGUGAGAAGAAGCCGUCCUGCGUUGUUAAACAAGAGCUGGUUCUGGAAAAUCCCCUCGAACUGCAUCGAAUUAACAUCCACAUCCGGGAUAUUAAUGAUAAUUCUCCCCAGUUUAAGGAGGAAUCCCUUAAAUUCGAAAUACGGGAAUCAGCAGAUAAAGGUGCGACUUUUGUUCUUGAUGAAGCGCACGAUGCGGACAUCGGAGAUAAUGCUGUGCAGGACUACUCGCUCCAACAGAAUGAUUAUUUCAAAUUAAAUGUCAAAUCAAAAGGUGCUGGACGGAAAUACAGUGAGUUGGUGCUCGAGAAGGAGCUAGACCGAGAGGAGAAAAAAGAAGUCAUUUUGUUGCUGACAGCUUUAGAUGGUGGAUCUCCUCAGAGAUCAGGUACAGUAGUCAUACACGUCACUGUGCUGGAUGCUAAUGAUAACGCCCCAGUGUUCAGUCAGGCUGUUUACAAAGCCAGUCUGCCUGAAAACUCUCCUUUAGACACGGUUGUUCUUACAGUAACUGCUGCUGAUGCUGAUGAGGGAGUGAAUGGAGAAGUUAUUUACGGGUUUGAUCACGUUUCUGAUGAAAAUCAGAUGUUUUCUUUAGAUCCUAAAACUGGAGAAGUGAAUAUAGUCAAAAUUCUUGAUUAUGAAAAGAAAUCAUCGUAUGAAAUACAAAUAAGCGCUAAAGAUGGAUUAGGAUUAGCAUCAUAUGCGUCUUUAUUAAUUGAAAUAAUAGAUGUAAAUGACAACGCCCCCGUGAUUAACCUAAAGUCCCUGUCCAACCCGGUACCUGAGAACGCACCACCUGGUACAGAGGUGGGCAUCAUCAACGUGCAGGACAGAGACUCUGAGAAGAACCGACAGGUCCGCUGCUCCAUCCAGCAGAACGUUCCUUUUAAGUUGGUUCCUUCUAUUAAAAACUAUUAUUCUCUGGUGACCACAGGACAGCUGGACCGUGAACUAGUGUCUGAUUACAACAUUACAAUCAGUGCCACUGACGAGGGCUCUCCACCUCUGUCCUCCUCUAAAACUGUUCAGUUAUCUGUAGCUGACAUCAACGACAACCCGCCUGUGUUUGAGGAGCAGUCCUACAGCGCUUAUGUGAGUGAAAAUAACAAACCUGGCUCCACUUUAUGUUCCGUUAGUGCUCGAGACCCGGACUGGAGACAAAACGGUACCGUGAUUUAUUCUCUGUUACCUGCUGAGGUGAAUGGUGCGUCAGUGUCCUCCUAUCUAUCAGUUAACGGAGACACGGGGGUGAUCCACGCUGUCAGGUCAUUUGAUUAUGAACAGCUGAGGAGUUUUAAAGUCCACGUGAUGGCCAGAGACAACGGUUCUCCUCCUCUCAGCAGCAACGUGACCGUGAGUGUGUUCGUAUCAGAUGUGAAUGACAACUCUCCUCAGAUACUGUACCCCGCCCCGGAGGGCAGCUCCUUCAUGACCGAGCUGGUCCCCAAAGCUGCACACGGAGGCUCUCUGGUGUCCAAAGUGAUAGCGGUGGACGCGGACUCUGGACAGAACGCCUGGCUGUCCUAUCAGAUAGUCAGAUCCACUGAUCCGGGACUUUUCACUAUCGGUGUGCACAGCGGAGAGAUCAGGACGCAGCGGGACAUUUCUGAAUCUGACAGCAUGAAACAGAACCUGAUUGUAGCAGUGAAAGAUAACGGACAGCCCUCUCUGUCUGCCACCUGUGCCAUGUAUUUACUGAUUUCUGAUAACUUGGCUGAGGUGCCAGAGCUGAAAGAUAUUUCUUAUGAUGACAAGAACUCCAAACUGACCUCGUAUCUGAUCAUUGCGCUGGUGUGUGUGUCCACCUUCUUCCUGACCUUCAUCAUCAUCGUCCUGGGUGUGAGGUUUUGUCGCAGGAGAAAGCCCAGGCUGUUGUUUGAUGGAGCAGUGGCCAUUCCCGGAGCUUAUCUCCCUCCUAAUUACGCAGAUGUUGAUGGAACAGGAACUUUACGCAGCUCCUACAACUAUGACGCCUACCUGACAACAGGAUCUAGAACCAGUGACUUUAAGUUUGUGUCAUCUUACAAUGACAACACGCUGCCUGCUGACCAGACUCUGAAGAAAAGUCCCUCUGAGUUUGCUGAUGUGUUUGGAGACUGUGAUUCUUCCCCUGAGGUAAGAAUAGGUCAGAUGUUACCCAUGUGAGCUUUGUCUUGAAAGAAAAUAGGAACUUG